AUGCACGCCAGUUCAUGUAAGGUGCUUGUGAAAUGGAUCAGGGAGGUUACUUUCACUCUUUAUAUUGGUAUCAGUUCAUGGAUAUAUUGUAAAGAAUUCUCAAAUUGUCCUCCUUAUGAAGAACCUAGUUUAGAUGAUUCUAGUAGUAAUAUUGAGACAUAUCUAGAAUAUGACAAUGCGGACUUGGAGAACUUUGUCUGUGAAAAGGUUUCAGAAGAAAUUGAUGCAAGAAAGGAGGCAAGUGAAAGAGUUCUGUUCCAUCUUCAUAUGCCUGACACCCUUCUGAGUUUUGUUGAUGAUGUUCAUGUGCCUGCUGAUUCAGUAUCCAAACAGAGUGAGAAAUUUAGAAUAGAUAGUCCUUAUGGAGACCCUCCAUUUCCAAGUAACUGGCAGAUACAUGGAUUCAUACAAGAGCAAGCUGAUAGUAUACCAUUGAAAAGUGAGAGUGGUGGUUCUGUCUCUUUGAAUGGUUUUGAAACUAUUCUACAGCAGCUGCAAAAGUUGGCACCUGAACUGCAACAGGUUUCUUCAGGUGUUCUCUUACAAUCUCCAUUCUUGCGUGAUUAUGAUGAAAAUGAGAUUUUUUGCUUGUAUCUUUACCCUGGAAAUAGCCUUGAUAGAAAGUCAUUUGAAGAAAGGAGCAAUAGCAGUGAUACUUGGAUGGCUAUCCAUCUGCAGGCAGAAACACUCUCUGCCGCCAUUCAUUACCUCCCUUUUAAAAGUGAGUUCCGGCCUCACAUCCAGCUGAGCACCUUCAAAGUAGAAGGUGAAACUCGGUAUGUUCUUGAACCCUUGUAUUAA
Molecule: messenger RNA, 801 nt
Organism: Lotus japonicus
Lineage: Eukaryota; Viridiplantae; Streptophyta; Magnoliopsida; Fabales; Fabaceae
Product: anaphase-promoting complex subunit 5-like
Exons: 7
Coding region: 1-801 (266 amino acids)
Source: RefSeq, a predicted model, not a curated record